Serpula lacrymans var. lacrymans S7.9 is the source of this 4048-nucleotide messenger RNA. RefSeq lists its product as uncharacterized. NCBI's taxonomy places the organism in Eukaryota, Fungi, Basidiomycota, Agaricomycetes, Boletales, Serpulaceae. The coding region runs from base 1 to 3447 and encodes 1148 amino acids. Gene Ontology annotation, cellular component: cytoplasm; cytosol. Gene Ontology annotation, biological process: 'de novo' pyrimidine nucleobase biosynthetic process; L-citrulline biosynthetic process; UTP biosynthetic process. Gene Ontology annotation, molecular function: ATP binding; metal ion binding; aspartate carbamoyltransferase activity. The record is from RefSeq and is a predicted model, not a curated record. The transcript is spliced from 12 exons.
AUGGCACUCCAGCUAAGCUCGCAUUGGACGCGUUACUUUCAUUCAUCCCCUCGCCGCUUCAUUGCACACACAAAACCACUGCGAGCUGUAGCUGCUCCUGCAGUUGGCUCAUACGCUCCCAAAGACGGAGAACAUGUCAUAAACUCACCAUCCGAACUCGCCCGUAGAAUCUCUGCAAAGGUCCUGCCCAAAAUACCGCGCCCUGAUGUCAAGAAAGUCGUCGUCGUAGGCAGUGGAGGCCUCAGCAUUGGCCAGGCCGGUGAAUUCGACUACUCGGGAUCACAGGCAAUGAAGGCUCUGCGAGAGGAGGGCGUCGAAGCUGUACUCAUCAACCCUAACAUCGCUACCUGGCAGACAUCUCAUCAACUAGCUUCUGAAGUUUACUUCUUGCCAAUUACCGCGGAUUAUGUAGCAUAUGUGCUGGAAAAGGAACGACCAGACGGUAUCCUCUUGACUUUUGGUGGACAGAGUGCCCUCAAUGUCGGUAUUGCACUUGACAAGAUGGGUGUUUUGGACAGGCUAGGCAUCAGAGUUUUGGGAACCCCCAUCAGGACUCUUGAAAUCUCCGAAGACCGUGAUCUUUUCGUACAGGCAUUAAAGGAAAUCGAUAUCCCUGUGGCUCAGUCGACUGCCGUUUCGUCAGUUAACGAUGCUCUGGCAGCAGCUGAAACUAUUGGUUACCCGGUCAUUCUGCGAUCUGCGUUCACAUUAGGUGGUCUUGGAUCUGGUUUUGCGAACAACCCCGACGAACUGCGCGAUCUUUCUGCAAAAAGUUUGAGUCUUAGUCCUCAAGUGCUCAUCGAACGUAGUAUGAAAGGAUGGAAAGAACUGGAAUACGAAGUCGUCCGUGAUGCUGCAGAUAACACUAUUAUCUGCUGUAACAUGGAAAACUUCGACCCUCUUGGCACUCACACCGGCGAUUCCAUCGUGGUGGCUCCCUCGCAGACCCUCCCGGACGACGAAUACCACAUGCUUCGAAGUGCAGCUCUCAAGGUCAUCAGGCAUCUAGGCGUCGUCGGAGAAUGUAACAUUCAAUACGCACUCAACCCCUUCUCGCGUGAGUAUUGCGUCAUUGAGGUGAAUGCUCGUGCCCUUGCUUCGAAGGCUACUGGUUACCCCCUCGCAUACACUGCGGCGAAAAUUGCCCUUGGUCACACCCUUCCCGAGCUCCCCAAUGCUGUCACGAAAACGACUACGGCGUGCUUCGAGCCCUCUCUUGACUACAUCGUUACUAAGAUCCCCAAAUGGGAUCUUGCGAAAUUCUCAACUCAGGUCAACCGGGAAGUCGGUUCGUCAAUGAAGAGUGUCGGUGAAGUCAUGGCUAUCGGUCGUACAUUCGAGGAGAGUUUGCAAAAGGCUAUCAGGCAAGUGGACCCUCGAUGGAAAGGAUUUGAGGCAUACGUACAGCCCGAAGAUUUGGACCACGCCCUUUCGAAUCCUACGGAUAUGCGUCUGUUUGCCAUCGCCUAUGCCAUGUACAACAAACACUAUACUGUUGACCAUCUGCAUGCUCUGACCAAAAUCGACAAGUGGUUCCUCUACAAGAUAGAGAACAUCGUGAACACACACUACGCUAUCAAAUCGUGUAGUUCAGUGGAGAACAUCGACCACGAGGUUAUGAAACAGGCCAAAUGUAUGGGAUUCUCUGACUCCCAAAUUGCCGACCUGGUUUCGUCUAAGGAAGACAAUGUCCGUGCUCACCGAAAAUCCCUUGGCAUUACUCCUUUCGUGAAGAGAAUAGAUACACUAGCCGCUGAAUACCCUGCGCAUACAAACUACCUCUACACAACCUACAAUGCUUCCGAGCAUGAUGUCGAGUUCGACGAACAUGGAACAAUGGUUUUGGGCAGUGGUGUGUACCGUAUCGGCAGUAGCGUCGAAUUUGACUGGUGUGCUGUAACGUGCGCUCGUAAAUUGCGAGACAUGGGCAGGAGGACCAUCAUGAUCAACUACAACCCGGAGACAGUGUCCACGGACUUUGACGAAGCCGACCGCUUGUACUUCGAGGAACUUGGCUAUGAACGUGUCAUGGACAUUUACGAACUGGAACAAUCUCAAGGUGUCGUCGUCAGUGUGGGAGGACAACUUCCUCAAAACAUUGCUCUGCGUCUCAAGGAGAAUGGCGUCAAGGUUCUUGGUACUGACCCCGAGAUGAUCGACACUGCUGAGGACCGACACAAAUUCUCGUCUGUGCUUGAUAGUAUUGGUGUCGAUCAACCUGAGUGGGUUGAAGUUACAACUGUCGAUGCUGCCAAAGCCUUUGCUCAGAAAGUGGGAUACCCCGUCCUUAUCCGUCCUUCCUACGUUCUCUCUGGCGCGGCCAUGAACGUGGUCUACGAAGAAUCCACCCUCGAAUACAAUCUCUCUGCAGCCGCCGACGUGUCACCUCUUCACCCAGUCGUGAUCACCAAGUUCAUCGACAAUGCACAAGAAAUCGACGUCGAUGCUGUCGCCCACGAUGGUAAACUUCUCGUCCACGCUGUCUCUGAACACGUUGAGAACGCUGGUGUGCACUCCGGUGAUGCCACCCUUGUCCUACCUCCGUUCUCCCUGACUCCGGAAGACAUGUCGCGCUUGAAGACUAUUGCAGAGAAAGUCGCGACUGCAUUCAAGAUUUCUGGACCUUACAAUAUGCAGAUCAUCAAGAAGCCUGCUGAUGGACCUAAUGAAGAAGCCCAGCUCAAGGUUAUCGAGUGCAACCUCCGCGCAUCGCGGUCGUUCCCAUUCGUAUCCAAGGUGCUUGGACAUAACUUCAUCGACACCGCCACCACCGCCAUCGUCAACCAAGACGUACCUGAGCCCGUCGAUAUCAUGGCGCAAGAGAGAGAUUACACCUCAAUCAAGGUUGCUCAGUUCUCCUGGACUCGUUUGGGAGGUGCUGAUCCCUUCUUGGGAGUCGAAAUGGCAUCGACUGGAGAAGUCGCAAGUUUCGGCAAGGACAUCCACGAGGCAUACUGGGCUUCUUUGCUCAGUACCACCGGUUUCAAGGUUCCAGCUGAAGGUUCAGGUGUCCUUAUCGGAGGAGACAUUUCCAAGCCAGAGAUGGCAACUGUCGCAAAAGGAAUGCAAGAUCUAGGCUUCAAACUCUACUGCUCUUCACCGGUUGUUGAGGACUUUUUGAACAACAUUCCUUACGUAUCAGCAAAACGUAUCAUAUUCCCAACCAAGGACAAGCGAAAGCUUAAAAUUGUAUUUGACGAACACAACAUCCAGUGUGUCGUUAACUUGGCAAAGUCGCGAGGCACAAGUGCGACUGAUGAGGAUUACGUCGCGAGACGAAAUGCGGUCGACUUUGGCUUGCCAUUACUGAAUAACGCGCGUAAUGCCCAGCUUUUUAUGGAGAGUCUAGCCAAAAAGAUACCCACAGGUGGGUUGAAGAGUUACACCGAAGGACAUAUACCAUCAGAAGUUCGGUCAUGGCGGGAAUUCGUCGGUGUACGGGCAUGAUCCCUGGUGCACGAUGUAUAAUAUGAAGGGGAAUAGUAAAAGGAGAGUCAAUCUUCAUGUACAUCUACACUUAGACACUAUUUACUACAAUGGCAUGAGCUGGAAACAGCCUGUUCAUCAUAUGUGACUACUUAAGGAAGUAGAUCUUGGGGCGAGCAUAAGGUGGCGACGUCCAGUUCUUGCGCGAUUAUGCGCAUGCUUCUUGAUAAGUCAAUGUAAUCAUGAUGACGCUCCAAUGAGAAUCUAUCAACCGUUGCUCGGUCACUUGUACCUUGAAUAAUAUCCGCCACAAGGCGCCCAAUGACCGGAAGGAACUUGUAAGCGUGGCCACUUCCAGCAGUAGCUAGAACCAACGAAGGAUCACCCUGAUAAUGGCCAAUCACCCAAUCUCCGUCAGGUGAAUCGGUGUACCAGCACAUGCGAGUUUGAAUAAACGGUUUGUUGGCGAGCUCAGGGUAUAUAUGGCUCAGAUGACCCCGCAGUUCAAUGGCGACUGUUCUAGGUAUGCGGAGACCUUCAUCGGCGUGCGAGAGUAUGGUUCGUGGAGUAGAGAUCAGCCUUUGAGCGGUGGGGUGAGGAGCCAUGUGCGUAUGGCCUGCGG